AUGAGGGCAGCGGUCUGGCUCAUUCAACUCGUCCUGGGCUGCUUCUGGACAUCAUUGGACAUCGCCAUCGGCGAGCAGAAUGAAGAGGUCCAGGCCAACCGGUUCUCCGACACGGAAAGAAAGCCCACUCCCAGCCGGGUACGACGGAGGGGCCACGAGACCUUGCGUGGGCCUAACGUCUGUGGAUCCAGAUAUCACUCCUACUGCUGCCCAGGCUGGAAAACUCUCCCGGGGGGGAACCAGUGCAUCGUCCCCAUUUGCCGGAACUCCUGCGGGGACGGCUUCUGUUCACGACCGAAUAUGUGCACCUGCUCCAGCGGACAGCUCUCCCCCAACUGCGGCUCUCUCGGAGUCCCGUCCUGCGGCAUGAAGUGCCUGAAUGGAGGCAGCUGCACCGAGGAGGCCUGCCUGUGCCAGAAGGGAUACACCGGGAGCCACUGCGGCCAACCCAUCUGCGAAGGAGGGUGCCAAAACGGGGGCCGAUGCAUCGGGCCCAACCGCUGUGCCUGCGUAUAUGGAUUCACCGGACCCCAGUGUGAGAGAGACAUUGAUGAGUGCGAGACCCCGGGAAUUUGCAUGAAUGGCUGGUGCAUCAACACCGAGGGCUCCUUCCGUUGCGAGUGCCUGGGAGGGCUGGCCAUCGGCGUGGACGGGCGGGUCUGCGUGGAUACCCACGUUCGCAGCACCUGCUACGGUGGCAUCAAGAAGGGCACCUGCGCCCGCCCCUUCCCGGGAGCCGUCACCAAAUCCGAGUGUUGCUGUGCCAAUCCGGACCAUGGUUUUGGGGAGCCGUGCCAGCCUUGCCCUGCCAAGAACUCCGCUGAAUUCCAAGCAUUGUGCAGUAGUGGAAUAGGAAUCACAGCUGACGGACGAGAUAUCAACGAGUGCGCCUUGAACCCUGACAUUUGCCCCAAUGGGAUGUGUGAAAACCUUCGAGGAAGCUACCGCUGUAUUUGCAAUCUGGGCUAUGAAUCGGACCCCACUGGGAAGAACUGCGUGGAUGUUGAUGAAUGUGCCAUCAAUCGCCUGUUGUGUGACAACGGUUUGUGUCGCAACACGCCUGGGAGCUACAGCUGCAGCUGCCCCAAAGGAUUUGUCUUCCAGACUGAGACAGACACGUGCGAAGAUAUCAACGAAUGCACAUCUAACCCCUGUGUCAAUGGACUCUGCCGGAACAACGCUGGGUCCUUUGCGUGUGAGUGUGCACCCGGAAGCAAAUUGGAUCCCAGUGGCACCAUCUGUGUUGACAGCAUGAAGGGUACCUGUUGGCUCAACAUCCAAGAAGGACGCUGUGAAGUCAACAUCAAUGGGGCUACCUUGAAGUCCGAAUGUUGUGCCACGCUAGGGGCUGCCUGGGGCAGCCCCUGUGAACGCUGUGAGAUCGAUGCCGCCUGUCCACGAGGUUACGCCAGGAAGAAGGGUCUCUCUUGUGAAGAUGUGAACGAGUGUGAUGUCUUCCCGGGCGUCUGCCCCAAUGGCCACUGUGUGAACACGGCAGGGUCCUUCCGAUGUGAAUGUCCAGAAGGCUUGACCUUGGAUGGUUCUGGCCGGACCUGCGUGGACGUGCGGCUGGAGCAGUGUUACAUGAAGUGGGCCGAGGAUGAGUGCACCGUGGCGCUGCCAGGGAAAUACCGUAUUGACCUUUGCUGUUGCUCCGUCGGGGCGGCCUGGGGCAAGGACUGCGAGGAAUGCCCGAAGCCCGGCUCGGCUGAAUUCAAAGCCAUUUGUCCACGGGGACCCGGCUUUGCUAACAGGGGAGACGUCUUAUCCGGCAGGCCUUUUUACAAAGAUGUGAAUGAGUGCAAGAUGUUCUCUGGUCUUUGCACCCACGGCACUUGUCGCAACACCAUCGGGAGCUUCCGGUGUCUCUGUGGCAGCGGCUUCGCUCUGGAUGCUGAGGAGAGGAACUGCACAGAUAUCGACGAGUGCCGGAUCUCGCCAGACCUGUGCGGCCAUGGUGCCUGUGUCAACACACCCGGCGGUUUUGAGUGCGAAUGCUUUGAAGGCUAUGAGAGCGGCUUUAUGAUGAUGAAGAACUGCAUGGAUAUCGAUGAAUGCGAGCGAGACCCCCUCCUGUGCCGAGGAGGGGUCUGCGUCAACACCGAGGGCAGCUUUGAGUGCCUUUGCCCGCCGGGGCAUGAACUGACCACCGAGGGCAACGUCUGCGUAGAUAUCAACGAGUGCUCCCUGAGUGACAGCCUGUGCCUAAAAGGGCGCUGUGUGAACGUCAUUGGCACCUACCAGUGUGCGUGUGACUCCGGAUACCAAGCCACCCUAGACCGGCAGGGCUGUGUCGAUAUCGACGAGUGCACCAUCCUGAAUGGCGGCUGCGACACGCACUGUGCCAAUGCUGAGGGAAGCUAUGAGUGCAGUUGUGGGGAAGGCUAUGCACUGAUGCCAGAUAAGCGGUCGUGUGUGGAUAUCGAUGAAUGUGAGGACACGCCAGAUAUCUGCGAUGGGGGCCAGUGUACCAACAUCCCUGGGGAGUACCGCUGCCUCUGCUUCGAUGGCUUCAUGGCGUCCCUGGACAUGAAAACCUGCAUUGAUGUGAAUGAAUGCGACCUGAACCCCAACAUCUGUCUGCACGGGGAAUGCGAGAACACCAAGGGAUCCUUCAUCUGCCAUUGCCAGCUGGGCUACUUCGUCAAGAAGGGGACGACGGGCUGCACAGACAUCGACGAGUGUGAAAUUGGGGCUCACAAUUGCGACAUGUACGCUUCAUGCAUCAAUAUCCCGGGAAGCUUCCGGUGUAAAUGCCGGCUGGGCUGGCUCGGCGACGGGCUGAAAUGCAACGAUCUAGACGAAUGUGCCACCGAGGCUCACAGCUGCAACCUGAACGCCAACUGCCUUAACACGCCGGGCUCGUUUCGCUGCGCGUGUCAGGAGGGCUUCAGCGGCGACGGCUACUCCUGUUCUGAUGUGGACGAAUGUGCCGACAACGUCAACCUCUGUGAGAACGGGCAGUGCCUGAAUGCCCCCGGGGGCUACCGGUGUGAGUGCGAAAUGGGAUUCAACCCCACGGAAGACAGUAAGGCUUGCCAAGACAUUGACGAAUGCACCUUCCAGAAUAUCUGCGUCUUCGGCACCUGCCAGAAUCUUCCUGGGAUGUUCCGUUGUGCCUGUGACGAUGGGUAUGAGCUAGACAGGAGCGGUGGGAACUGCACAGAUGUCAAUGAGUGUGCCGAUCCCGUGAAUUGCAUCAACGGCCUUUGCGUUAAUACGCCAGGCAGCUACCUCUGCAACUGUCCUCAGGACUUCGAGCUGAACCCCACCGGAGUGGGGUGUGUCGACACCCGAGUGGGGAACUGUUUCCUGGACACGCAAGACCGCGGCGACGGCGGGAUCUCAUGCAGUGCUGAAAUCGGCGUGGGCGUUACGCGGGCGUCCUGCUGCUGCUCCCUGGGCCGGGCUUGGGGAAACCCCUGCGAGCUGUGCCCGGCUGCCAACACCAGUGAGUAG
Molecule: messenger RNA, 3459 nt
Organism: Pseudonaja textilis
Lineage: Eukaryota; Metazoa; Chordata; Lepidosauria; Squamata; Elapidae
Source: RefSeq, a predicted model, not a curated record